This is a messenger RNA of Bacillus rossius redtenbacheri, 8467 nucleotides long. Its product is annotated as oocyte zinc finger protein XlCOF6-like. NCBI's taxonomy places the organism in Eukaryota, Metazoa, Arthropoda, Insecta, Phasmatodea, Bacillidae. Gene Ontology annotation, cellular component: transcription regulator complex; chromatin; PcG protein complex. Gene Ontology annotation, biological process: regulation of transcription by RNA polymerase II. Gene Ontology annotation, molecular function: RNA polymerase II cis-regulatory region sequence-specific DNA binding; DNA-binding transcription factor activity, RNA polymerase II-specific. The record is from RefSeq and is a predicted model, not a curated record. The transcript has 5 exons. Bases 133 to 1977 code for a protein of 614 amino acids.
CAUAGAUAAAGGACUUUGGACAACAAAACUGUGGACGGGGCCUUAACACAAUAGUUGCAGGAGGCACUAGAAAUUGUGAAUUGGGAGUAGAAGCCUUGAAAAGAAGUAGUUAUUCCACAAAUCAAAGAGGAUAUGAAGGAACCUGUGAGUACAGAACUAGCAGCGAAUGAAGACUUGAUGGUGAAGCAGGAGCCCAGUGAGAUAGUUUUCCCUCUAAUCAAGGAGGAGUCGGUGAAUGAACAGUGUGAAGAUAGCUGGCAGCCAGAACCCGGCAGUUCCUCUGCCAGCCAGGACUACACUCUGUGCAAGCAACAAGUGAAGGAGGAGAUAACUAUAGAAGAGCACCCUAUAGCUGCAUCCACAGCAGCUGGAUGGAAUGAACCACACAGCUGUGUGGGUUACCAUGGCAACACUUCAUCAGGAUGCAUGGGCCACAGAUCCCAAGACUCACCAGACACCUGCAUCUUAUUCAAGAGAGAAGUGACCAACACUGACUGCACAAAAUUAUCAAGCUGCACAACAAGUUACCUUGGAUAUACUGAUAACUGUGUUAGCAUACAGGAUAGUUCAUGCACUUAUACACCAACAGUGCAGAACACUAAUAAACAUAGAGGCAAACAACCUUUCACAUGUCAAAUAUGUUUUGCAAAGUUAAGCUGUUCUAGUCAUCUGAGACGACACACUCGUCUACACUCUGGAGAAAAACCUUUCUCUUGUCCUGUAUGUACUGCUAAGUUUAGACAGGCUAGUAAUCUGAAGCAGCACUCUCUUUCACACACUGGAGAAAAACCUUUCUCUUGUACUGUAUGUGCUGCUAAUUUUAGCCAUGCUAGUAGUCUGAAGCAGCACUCUCUUACACACACUGGAGAAAAACCUUUCUCUUGUACUGUAUGUACUGCUAAGUUUAGCCAGGCUAGUAGUCUGAAGCAGCACUCUCUUACACACACUGGAGAAAAACCUUUCUCUUGUACUGUAUGUGCUGCUAAUUUUAGCCAUGCUAGUAGUCUGAAGCAGCACUCUCUUACACACACUGGAGAAAAACCUUUCUCUUGUACUGUAUGUACUGCUAAGUUUAGACAGGCUAGUAGUCUGAAGCAGCACACUCUUACACACACUGGAGAAAAACCUUUCUCUUGUACUGUAUGUGCUGCUAAUUUUAGCCAUGCUAGUAGUCUGAAGCAGCACUCUCUUACACACACUGGAGAAAAACCUUUCUCUUGUACUGUAUGUACUGCUAAGUUCAGACAUGCUAGUAGUCUGAAGCAGCACUCUCUUACACACACUGGAGAAAAACCUUUCUCUUGUACUGUAUGUGCUGCUAAUUUUAGCCAUGCUAGUAGUCUGAAGCAGCACUCUCUUACACACACUGGAGAAAAACCUUUCUCUUGUACUGUAUGUUCUACUAAGUUUAGACUGGCUAGUCAUCUGAAGCGGCACUCUCUUACACACACUGGAGAAAAACCUUUCUCUUGUACUGUAUGUACUGCUAAGUUUAGACAGGCUAGUAAUCUGAAGCAGCACUUUCUUACACACACAGGAGAAAAACCUUUCUCUUGUACUGUAUGUGCUGCUAAUUUUAGCCAUGCUAGUAGUCUGAAGCAGCACUCUCUUACACACACUGGAGAAAAACCUUUCUCUUGUACUGUAUGUACUGCUAAGUUUAGACAGGCUAGUAGUCUGAAGCAGCACACUCUUACACACACUGGAGAAAAACCUUUCUCUUGUACUGUAUGUUCUGCUAAAUUUAGACUGGCUAGUCAUCUGAAGCGGCAUUCUCUUACACACACUGGAGAAAAACCUUUCUCUUGUACUGUAUGUUCUGCUAAGUUUAGACUGGCUAGUCAUCUGAAGCAGCACUCUCUUACACACACUGUAGAAAAACCUUUCUUUUGUACUGUAUGUACUGCUAAGUUUAGCCGGGCGAGUCAUCUAAAGCAGCAUGUUCGUAAAUAUUCUGGAGAAAAUGCUUUCCAGUAAAGGGAAUGUUUGUUACAUUAGUAUCCUUGGUAAUCUUAACUUUAUGCUAUACAUAUGCUCUAUUAUAACAUCUCAAAUUUAAUAUAUAUAUAUAUAUACAGGGCUAGAUUUUAAGGAAUAUUUUAACCUGCCCAACGGACAGGUGUAAUCGAAAAUUUGCCUGUCCGCCAUCCAAUUUGCCUGUCCGCUGUUUUACCCAAAUAAAAAAAAUUUCAAAGUCGCAGAGAAGUGAGAAAAAAGGAUUUUUGCUAUAUUUUGCACCUAUUUUUAUCACACACUUAACAUCCUUAUUUAAUCAUCAUUUUCAGACAAGUCACUGUCCCAAUUACUUGGCUGAAUCUGUCUUGAACAUCUUCGAUAAGGAGUCUGAAAGGGUCGACGUUUUCUCUGAACAUUAUGAUACCAGAGAUUUAUUGCUGGUGCUGGAUCAAACUCACUUUCAGAAGGUGACUGUAUUUGAACACGCAUGAGGGCAGACAGUGUAUCAUCAUUUAGACAGUUUCGCCAGUCUUACCGUGUCCUCUGUAAACAAGUAAUGUUUAUUUUUUGAUGCAACAGUUGACAGGCGAAUUUUCAAGCAGUCGCAGUCACUGCGGCCACUGUCAGCUGCAUCUGGAGUACGCCGUGAAAUGUUAACCACACGAAAACGCUUUUCUGUUAACAAACUAUGUUAAAGUAGAGCAAGGAAUUAGUAAAGUCGCGAUUUAUAAUGACAAUAAAUUUAAAAAAUUAUAUUUUGAAAGUAUACAACGGUAAAUUACGUAAUUGUUGACUGUACUGCAACGAAAUUAAUAUUAAAACAUGGCAACAAAAACAAACAUCAUCGGUGUGAGACGUUUUGCAUCUCUAGCAUACGAAUACGACUAUGUUACGUGAAUCAUGACGUGAACGUAAGAUUUUAAGAAUUAUGAUUCAGAAGAUUUCAGCACGGUUUGUACAUAACCUACUUUUUUUUUUCCGCGGUAUACAAUAGCCAGAGUCUUGUCACAAAAGAGCAGCCAUUAUUGUUUAUUUAUAGAUAUUGUCAAAGACGUUUUAUUUGCGGUCGCGGUCGCAUAAAUGUUAUUAAUCACCUCUGCUGCAUUAGUGCGUGCGAAUAACCUCGGCGUCACAAGUUGCACCUGUCCACCGGACAGUUGCCUUUUUUAUUUUGCCUGCCCGGACGAGAUUUUGCCUGUCCCGGGCAGGCGGACAGGCGCUAAAAUCGAGCCCUGUAUGUGUGUAUGUGUGUGUGUGUGUGCACACACACACACACACACACACACACACACACACACACACACACACACACACACACACACAGAGUAGAACCCCGAUUUUGCGAACACGGAUUUAACGAAAACAGCGAUUUAACGUAAAGGUUUUCAGGAACCAUCAAAAAACAUCAAUUUAUUAAAAUAAUAAUAUAGAUUUCCAAAAAAUGUAAGUAAAUUGUAACGGAAACUUAUUAAAAAAUACACUCUGUGGUGUCAGUAAUAGAAUGGAGGUACUAUAUAUUAAUAUGUGCCUUUGUAUCAUCUGUCCAAUCACAAAAAAUAAAAAAAAUUGUUCAAAUUGCUUAUAAACCCCGGGCGCUGUAACUGAAUUGCGUAGGUGCGUGCCAUUGCGCGCGCCUGGAUAGAUAGACUGUCCGCGACACAUGACGUCAUGAAGGGUUUCUUUGUCCGCAUCCCCCUCCCCCUACCUUGUCCCUGGCUUGACUCACCGCGUUAUCUUCCAAUCACGCCCGCAUAGUAACAGUGCUAAUCACACGUUUCCAAAUAUUCCUUUUCCCAUCCUCCAGGUUUUUUCAACUUGUGAGCACGUCACACCAAUACGGCAUUAUAAUUAUUUUCAGUAAGAGCUUAGUGCGCGGUGUUUAGUUUUUUGAAUACAUUUUUUAUAAGUGCUGUUCGGACUUCGAUGUUUUGGAGUAGAUAAUCACAGCGACAGACCGACAGGAUGCGCUCCCACCCUUGCCGUCAGCGAUGUUUAUUUUGACAGCUCAAGCAGUUAUCUUUCCCACGUCCAUUCGCAGCGUAAAAAAAAAAACACGGGGGGAUUGCAGAUGGAAAAGUAACUAUGCAUUAAAUCAGAGGAGAGGCGUGAGGUUUACAUGAGGGAAAGCAACAACUCUGUUCACCCCAAAACAUCGGGGGGGGGGGGGGGGGGGGGGGGGGGGGUGAUCCGGGGGCCCUCCCCCGGGAAAAUAUUCAUUUCAAGGUACAAAAGGGUGCUAUUUAAGUCGUUUUCUUAACUGAAAAUUGACUGUUCCACAGGUAGAAAAUUUGACAUUUUUUUAAAAUGAUAAACUAUUUUUGAAAAAUAAUAAUGUUUGGCAUACAUUAUUCUGAUAAUAAAAUACCUACUCUACAUUAUUUAUAUACUAAGUGGGAGUGUAGUAUCAUCAAUAUCUGGUACAAAAUAUAUAAACAGACAACACAUGGCAAAGUAAGUACUUAAAAUAAAGAGAAUAAGCUCAUAAAAAUGUACUAGAAUAGUAAAAAUUAAAUGUUGGUAUUUUUUGUACCAACACGAAAAAAAACUAUCUUCAUACGUAUUCAGAAACUCUGUUAACUGGUACGUGGUUAUUCACAGUCACUUCAGCGAGAUUGCUACUCUCGAGUUGGGCUCCCGUAUCCGCCACCCGCGGGACGCGGUCGGUAGAAGAUGGCGCUGCUAGGCCGCCUCCCGUACGCCCACAAAUCCCCCACGCACUGCCAGCCUUUGGUUACCCAAUAGGGCGCAGGGAACUCCCAGCCAACAGCCCGCGACAGAGAUGCGCGCGCCCCGAGAGACGACCGCCGACUGAAACGCGACCUCGCCACCUGCCCUGCCGAACUGUGGCGGACAUAGCCGAAGCAGUCGGCGGAAGAAUUCCACCGUCUGCUUCGGCCAUGUUCGCUUGAGUUCGGCAAGAAAGCGCUACCUUCGUAGCUUCUACCACAUGUUUUUACAGCCAAUCCCCUCCUCGAACCUUUGUACCAUGCCACCCCCCUUCCGAGAGGAAACUACUGCGGCAGCCUUUCUGCUGAAAGCGGUCCUACCAGCGCUUCUAAACCUAGCAACGCUUCUAAAACAGCAUGUUUUGUGUGUCAACGAGUUCUUUUCUUAUAGCGCACAGUGCACAGUAUUGGGUCCCAAGAAGAUAGUGUAAAAAAUACAUACACCUAACUGCACUAGCAGAAGUAAAAUACUAUUCUGAAUAAAAUAUUUAUUUAAAAAAUACAUUGUCUGCAAACUGCCUGGGCAAGCACAUCUUGCCUUGCUUGCCCUGACGAGACACCACUGAUUAAAAAAAAUAUAUUUACGGCCCUGCUAAAUUUUUCUAUUCAAUAAAAUUCGAGGUAUUAGUGAUUUUUCAGCAGAAACUGCUGUGUGACUAAUAAACAAAUUGUAUCAUAAUAACUUAAACUUAUAAAGUAUUUAUUAACGGCGAAGGACAGUCAUAUAAGCCCAUAAAAAUAUUUAUUUUACAGAGAAUGGACUAUACAACCUGGCUUUUGCCGCACUCGGUGUGGGAGGGGAGGAGGAUGCUGACAGUUUCUCACGCAGUAGUUUGUAAUAAGGGAGGGAAUGUGUUGAAAUGUUAGUUGAUAAAAAAAGGGGGGGGGGGUGUUUUUACAUGGUUUGUAGCUCUGGGAGGGAUAAGCCUUGAAGAAUUAGCAGGGGAUGGAGAGGUAAGCGUCACGUCACAUGACGUCAAGCCGCCGCUACCGCCAGCCUGGCCGGACGAGUUUCUUACGCACUCGCAGAAGCUACCACAGCGGCUUUUCGUGUGUGCGGGCGGGUAAGAUAACAUGGCAGCCGAGACGGCUUUUCGUGUGAUAGUGGAAACGCCGAGCUCUGCUAGACACUGCCGCGUGCAUCGGAGGGAUUCUACUGUACAUGACAUUAUUUACUGUUUUUGGAUAUCGGCUUUGUUACGUUUUUUUGACGAUUCGUUUAUGUUACUGGUAUUAGAACUGGACUAAACUGGGACACGGGCGGUGGAGCUUUUAUUUUUUUUCCGCUAAGCUCGCGUCUAUUGGCUGGCUGCUGAUGGAAGGUCACGAGUCUGGGCUGAGCGUUGAGUGAGUUAUACAGCGCAUGCACAGCUAAGCGAACAGAGAGAGCCAGCCGGCGGCUACACCGCGCCGUAACAACAGCUGACUGAGUAAUUAAUUACCUUUCUCCGCGUACGGCACGCUAUAUCUAUCAAUUUGCGGCCAUUUUUUUUUUUUAAUUUUUUACUGUGACGCAAUGUGUAUGUAGUUUGUAUUUGUUAUAAACGCUGCAGGUUGCGACUGUAUUUUAAUAAACUUUAACAUAUUUCUUACACUUUUCAUAUAUUUUUUUGCCUAAUUUUUCACGGUUUCUGAAAAUCUGUACGUACGACUGAGGUGUACGUACGAACCGGGGGCCGUACGAGCGAGAUCAAAAACGUUUAAGAUGGAAAGUUGACAAAGUCUGAGAUAGCACGACAGCACAAGAUAUCGGCGUCGACCCUGUCUACGAUAUGGAAACGUAGGGACGCGAUUAUAGGUGCGGGGGUCAUUGAAAAUCGGUAAAUCGGAUUUAACGAAACAUCAAUUUAGAGUAAACAUUUUCGGUAACCAUAGCACAUUGUUAAAUCGGGGUUCUACUGUGUGUGUAUGUGUGUGUGUGUCCGUGUGUGCGUGCGUGCGUGCGUGGGUGUGUAUAUACGGCUAGAAAUUAACGGCUUCUGUGGGUUUUAGAGAUAAAGUUAUGAUAAGUUAUUAAAAAACAGCAGUAUAAUUUUUUUUCCAAGGUGAUCAAAACCGAAGAAUUUUCAAGGAAAAUAUAUUUGUGGUUUUUGCAAUGUUCGUAUGGACUGGAUGCAUAGGUAGAGCUUAUGUGUUAAUAUUAAACUAAAUAUAUGAAACAAAAAACUAGACUGCAAAUUUAUUGAUACUGGUGGGGAGAGAGAAUGGUAUCAGAAAUAAUCAACUAAAAAAACGUAAUGGGCUAUGAAGUAAGGCAUGAGCAUAAUCAGAAAAUUUGCAAGGGCAUUGGUUAUAAGUGUGUGACUCUUGAAACUAGGUACCUCAGAUAAACACAAAAUAAAUAAAUAUAGUUUAUAUUAUUUGUUAUUUAAAUUACAUUACAAAUUUGGUUAUACUCUUUAUUCUAUUAAGUUGUUCCUUCCUCAGUACAAUUAAGUUUUAAUUAUGAUUUUGAAUAUUAGGUUAGCUAUAAUUGGUAAUACAUAACCAAUCGUUCAAAUGCAUCCAAAGUAUUUUUAAUGUAGUUAACCGAGUCUAACUAACUGUCAUCACUAUUUUUAAUGUAGCCAACCUAUUUCAACUUAUUAUGAUAUCACACUUAUUGUAACAUAUAAAAGCUAACCUAACCAUGCAGAGUUUUAAAUUACUAGUGACGAACUGGAAAGAUUGGAAAUGUUGGGGAGUAAAAUUGCAACUUAUAAUAUUUUGUUCUUUAAAAGAGGUUUUCCUUCAGACCUACCAUAAAUUAAUUUCAAUAGUGUGAGUUCUACCGAAUAAGAACAUAUUUUAGGUGCGAAUGUAGUUCUUUGCUAUUGUUUUCUUCGAAGAAACAUGUUUUAUUCUGUAAUUAUUAAUUUCAUUUUGGUAUGUUUUGCAUUUUACUAUGAAAGUGGGGUGAUUUGAACGGCACAUACUACCUUCUUUCCCUGCAGAAAAGGUGUCGACAGCAAUUUUUGCAGCAGGAUUGGUUGUGUCUGAUAGGUCAGGGAAAUUUGUGAGUUCAGGUGUGGAAAACCUGGAAAAGUAAGGGAAUUCUGGUAUUCCAAUCUUAUAGCAACCAUGAUUUAUCAAUUACUGUAUUGUUCGGGUGUUUCCUGUAUAAUAUAUUUUUUGUGAGGGGAAAAAUAUUUAGUGUUCACUUCCUCGGGAGGCAGUUACUUUUUUUUUUUUUCCAGGUAAUUGUCGCAACCAAUCAGAAUAGACUUUGUAAUAUCUUGUUUUGUUCCUUACUUUUAUGCCUAGAUGUAAGAGUAAAGUACUGCAUGUAGUGUUGUGUCCUUGCAUGGAGAAGCUGUGCGGAUGGACGGAGCUAUGCGGCUACCUCUCCUGCGUGUUUGGACGCAGUUGUGUCGCUUCUUUAGUGUCGGCUCGAAUGUUGAUAGGUUAACGUCGUGUCGUUCAGAGGCUCAAAGCCAUAAGUUGAAUGUAGCUAAGAGACAAUUUUACGUCUACAGAUCCGAGCUGUGCCAUGUAUCAACCUUCGUUUCGGAACCAAGAACUAGAAUAUAGUUUUGACCGUAGAUGUCGCCGUGAGUCCAUGUUACUAUCGUAGUGUUAUGUAGACGUUCAUCGCAUGGACUUUAUUUUCCUUGUAGGUACGGUGGAUGCAAAGUGCGCCCGGAAUUAAUUAAGUUGUUAUUUUUCUGCUAGAAUUUUACAUUGUGUUGUGGCCAUCAUGAACGGGAAAAGUAGGUUUUUUUUAAUAACUGUGUGUAACAUAAUCAAAAUUGUGUUAUGAUGGAUAUUGUGUGUAUCUUCAAUGAUGGUAAAUAAAUUUUCAAAAA